CGUUCGUUGAAAGAAAAACCAGCGCGAUUUAUUUUAGUUUUAAGGUUAUAAACAGAAAAUAAUAUUUUAUGUGAGAAAGAUAAUAAUGAGUUCCCAAAUUCUUUUUGCAUUUGUAUAAAUGGAUAGUAAUUCAUCAGAUUCUAGUGACAGUUUUACAUGGACAAAAGUUCCUCGUAUCGAUAAUGAGAGUGAUAGUGACGACAUAACAAAUAUGAAACUUCACAAUGGUCAUGGUAAUGUUUCCCCAAAGAAAAAUCACUUACAGAGUCAUUCAGAGUCAGAGGGGAUGGAGGAGUCUAUUAUCGAGCCAAUCAAGUCGAAAAAAAGAAAAGAUAGUGUGCUAAAUAAAUCCACAAGUAAAUCGCCAAUUAAAAUGGAUGUAAGCAAUAAUAUAUCAAAAACAAAAGAUAGUGAAAGUGAUAGCAGUUCUGAUGAUGCAAAUACAUCAAAAUGUAUCAAACCUAAAAAGGUAGUAGGUAAAAGAAUCACAGAUAGAAUAUUGUUUGAACAAGAUGAUUCAGAUAAUUCAACUGACAAACUUAAUGUAUCAUCAAGAAUAAAACUAUUACAAAAAGAAAAUAGCAAUUUACAACCAGUCAUCAAUAAAUCUUCCAAUGAAAAUGUCAUUACAGAUGAUGACGAAAUCUGGAUACUGAAAUGUCCUUCUGAUAUUAAUAUAAAAAAUUUAAAAGAUAGUGAGUUUAAUAUGGAUAAGAAAUGUAAGUUUAAAAUGAAUGGUGAAACUUAUCAUGGAUCUGUUGAGUACAAUGUAAAAAAGAUGACUGUAACGUCUUUUGAACAAGAUCAAUGUGUUAUAAGGAAUGUACCACUGAAUGGAGUUGUUUAUUUAAAGAAAAGGAUUCCAAAGCAAUUUGUCCAGGAUGAAUGUUUGCUUUUACAGAGUCAAAAUCAAUGUAUUCCUUUGCCUGAAACUAAAUGUCGACACCCAUUAUUUGGAGCGCAUUAUAAGAAAGCAAUUAAAGUACCAAAAAAAAUAGCUGAAAAGCUUAAGGAGGAUCAGAAUGGAGAUUUAUCUCCUGAGCAACAUACAAAAGUAAAGAAGAAAAAGAAAAAGAGAUUGAGAGAGUCUCUUGAAGAUGUUGAAACUGAUCAUGACUUGCCUCAAGUAAAUGGUGUUAUAGAAAGUCCUGUGAAAAAGGAUAAGAAUAAAAAACACGAUGACACAAUAGAAACUCCUAUCAAAAAGGCUAAGAAGAGAAAACAUGAAGAAUAUGCAGAUAGCACAGAAAGUCCAGUCAAGAAAGAUAAAAGAAUAAAACAGGAAGACACAAUAGAAAUUCCCGUAGAAAGGGCAAAGAAAAAGAGACAUGACGAUUCAUUAGAAGUUCCUGUCAAAAGGGCAAAGAAAAGAAAACAUGAUGAUUCUAUAGAAGUUCCUGUCAAAAAAGCAAAGAAGAAGAAACAUAACGAAUCCAGUGAAGUCUGGGACUCAGAGAAAGCAAUUGAAGAAAAUCUUUUUAAUUAUUAAGUAUGGUAAUGACAAAUAAAUACAAAAUGUACAGACUUAUGUAUAAAUGGAAGUAUUGAUUAAACUGUUUCUUUUG
Amyelois transitella is the source of this 1565-nucleotide messenger RNA. RefSeq lists its product as uncharacterized. Bases 119 to 1489 code for a protein of 456 amino acids. NCBI's taxonomy places the organism in Eukaryota, Metazoa, Arthropoda, Insecta, Lepidoptera, Pyralidae. Gene Ontology annotation, biological process: transcription by RNA polymerase I. The record is from RefSeq and is a predicted model, not a curated record. The transcript has 2 exons.